Molecule: messenger RNA, 285 nt
Organism: Prunus armeniaca (apricot)
Lineage: Eukaryota; Viridiplantae; Streptophyta; Magnoliopsida; Rosales; Rosaceae
Source: the annotation of a GenBank genome assembly
AUGGAUCUCAAACAUGGAGGUGACUUGCUCUGCUAUCACUUGGAGAAGCUUGUCCCAAUCGCCAGAGCACCUGAAAAGCUUCAGAGCCCUCAGAUUCUUCUUUUUUCUCUUACAAAUCAGAGUAGCAGAGAAGCUUCAGAGCUUAGACUGAAACGACAAGUUGUCGGCAAGUGUGAACUCAGUAUGCUUCUAGCCACGACAACGACAUGCCGGCAGAUUGCAGAAGAUUCGCCGUCGGCCUCCAUCGGGCAGAUCGCAGCUGUUGAUUUAGGCUUGGAGCGAUGA